AUGGAAGAAGAGGUGAAUUACAAAUCACUGUAUGAAGAAAAAUAUGAAGAGCUAGAAUCUUUCAAAAAAGACUUCGAAGAAUACCAAGGUGUUUUAUAAAUAGAAAGCAAUAAACGCUUUGAAUUAGAAGUCGAAGAAGAAUUAGAGCAGCUGAUGGUAUCUAAGCUUGAACUCGAAAGAGAAAAGAAAACUUUGCAAGAAAAGCUUGAAAAAUCGAAAGCAUCUUUAAUGAAAAAAUCCAAAGAGCUUGAAUUUCUAUCACAACGGCUUAAAACAACAUCCUCUUCUUCAUCUGGAGAAAUUGAAGCUCUCAAGCAGAGACUAAAAGAAGUGGAAACAGAAAAUGAGGCCUUAAAAACUCGAGUCAGAGAAAAAGACCAAAAUAUUGGUGACUUAACAAAAUUUUAUCACAAAACACUAGAAGAAUUGGCAUUAGCUGGAUCAGAGCUUGAGCGUUUUAGAAGCAGAAAAGAUGAAGAAUCACAGCGACUAAAAGACCAUGUUAACGAGCUUACCCAAGAGCUACAAAUUAUUAAAAGACCUAGUCCUCAAAUUCCAGAGCUGGAGCAGCCUCCUCCAGAAAAAGAUUUCAAAAUAAAAUUUGACAUAAAUACCCAGAACAAAGAUCCACUUGAUAUGAUAGAUUCGCUAAUUUCAACAAUUGCAAACAGCUUACUCCUCCCUCUUUUUAAAUUGUAACAUAAUAUCGGUAAAAUUCCAUUUUUCGAUACUUUAAUCCCACAAAAUAUGAACAAUCUUUUUUCAAUAUAAAAAUUUAUAGGGAUAAAUUAUCUUUUAUAAAAUUAAGUUUGAUCUAAUUUAAUGAAAAAAGUGCGAUUAUAAUAUUAUUUAAGCAGUUUUCACUCUGAAUAGAUUAAUUUUGAAUUAAUUCUUAUAAAAAUAAUUUAAUUGCGCUCAAUAUUUUUUCAUUUAUAAAAUUUAAUAUAAUUAAAAAGUUCAAAAAAAUAAAUUAAUCCCUCAUGCAUUGGACACGAUUUUUGUUAAAUUUAAAGGGGAGGAUGAUUUAGAUGAAUAUAAGUCUUCAUAUAAGCUGAAGUAA
This is a messenger RNA of Blepharisma stoltei, 1060 nucleotides long. The record is from the annotation of a GenBank genome assembly. NCBI's taxonomy places the organism in Eukaryota, Ciliophora, Heterotrichea, Heterotrichida, Blepharismidae.